Molecule: messenger RNA, 2723 nt
Organism: Telopea speciosissima
Lineage: Eukaryota; Viridiplantae; Streptophyta; Magnoliopsida; Proteales; Proteaceae
Product: cell division cycle protein 48 homolog
Exons: 9
Coding region: 50-2506 (818 amino acids)
Biological process (GO): autophagosome maturation; mitotic spindle disassembly; retrograde protein transport, ER to cytosol
Cellular component (GO): cytosol; nucleus; VCP-NPL4-UFD1 AAA ATPase complex
Molecular function (GO): ATP binding; ATP hydrolysis activity; polyubiquitin modification-dependent protein binding
Source: RefSeq, a predicted model, not a curated record
GAUAGAUCGAAAUUCGUUGCUCAAGUUUAUCGCAGUUGCUCAUAAAACAAUGGCGGAUUCGAGUUCAUCCGCUGCAGAUCAUGGCCAGCCUUCUUCUUCGUCUGACCCGAAAGGUAAUAAAAGGGACUUUUCUACUGCAAUAUUGGAACGCAAAAAGUCUCCAAACCGCCUUGUUGUUGAUGAAGCUAUAAAUGAUGACAAUUCUGUUGUUUCCAUGAAUCCUGCCACAAUGGAAAAGCUCCAGUUUUUCCGUGGAGACACAGUUUUAAUCAAGGGGAAGAAGCGAAAGGACACAGUCUGCAUAGUUCUUGGUGAAGAUCAAUGCGAAGAACCAAAAAUCAGAAUGAAUAAAGUUGUACGUGCUAAUCUUAGGGUACGUCUCGGGGAUGUUGUCUCUGUCCAUCAAUGUCCAGAUGUGAAGUAUGGGAAACGUGUCCACAUCCUUCCUAUUGAUGAUACAAUCGAGGGUGUGACAGGGAACCUGUUUGAUGUGUAUUUGAAGCCAUAUUUCUUGGAAUCGUACCGACCUUUGAGGAAAGGUGAUCUUUUUCUUGUAAGGGGGGGCAUGCGAAGUGUUGAAUUCAAAGUUAUUGAGACAGAUCCUGGUGAAUAUUGUGUCGUUGCACCAGACACAGAGAUCUUCUGUGAGGGAGACCCUAUCAAACGCGAGGAUGAGGAGCGCUUAAAUGAGGUUGGCUAUGAUGAUGUUGGUGGUGUCAGGAAGCAAAUGGCUCAGAUACGUGAGCUGGUAGAGCUUCCUUUGAGACACCCCCAACUGUUCAAGUCCAUUGGUGUAAAACCUCCAAAAGGCAUCUUGCUUUAUGGGCCACCAGGUUCGGGGAAAACCCUUAUUGCAAGGGCUGUUGCCAAUGAGACUGGUGCAUUCUUCUUCUUGAUAAAUGGACCUGAGAUAAUGUCGAAGUUGGCUGGUGAAAGUGAAAGCAAUUUAAGAAAGGCUUUUGAAGAAGCUGAGAAGAAUGCUCCUUCCAUCAUUUUCAUUGAUGAGAUAGAUUCUAUUGCCCCAAAGAGAGAAAAGACACAUGGUGAAGUGGAAAGACGUAUAGUGUCCCAACUUCUUACUUUAAUGGAUGGUCUUAAGUCCCGAGCACAUGUGAUUGUGAUGGGAGCCACCAAUAGGCCCAAUAGCAUUGACCCUGCUCUUAGGAGAUUUGGUAGAUUCGAUCGAGAAAUAGAUAUUGGUGUGCCUGAUGAGGUGGGGAGGCUGGAAGUUCUUCGUAUACAUACAAAGAAUAUGAAACUUGCAGAAGAUGUUGAUCUGGAAAAAGUAUCAAAAAAUACACACGGUUAUGUUGGUGCUGAUCUUGCUGCUCUUUGCACUGAGGCUGCUCUUCAGUGCAUUAGGGAGAAAAUGGAUGUUAUUGACUUAGAAGAUGAGACAAUUGAUGCAGAAGUUUUAAAUUCAAUGUCUGUAACAAACGAGCAUUUCCAAACUGCCCUGGGAUCUUCCAAUCCAUCAGCCUUGCGUGAAACGGUUGUUGAGGUGCCCAAUGUCUCAUGGGAAGAUAUUGGUGGGUUGGACAAUGUGAAAAGAGAGCUUCAGGAGACUGUCCAAUACCCAGUGGAGCAUCCGGAGAAGUUCGAAAAGUUUGGCAUGUCUCCAUCCAAAGGUGUCCUCUUCUAUGGUCCACCUGGGUGUGGUAAAACCCUACUCGCUAAAGCAAUUGCAAAUGAGUGUCAAGCAAAUUUUAUUAGUGUCAAAGGACCUGAAUUACUGACAAUGUGGUUUGGGGAAAGUGAGGCGAAUGUUCGAGAGAUAUUUGACAAGGCACGGGGGUCAGCUCCAUGUGUACUAUUCUUUGAUGAACUUGAUUCUAUUGCCACUCAGCGUGGGAGUUCAGUAGGAGAUGCUGGGGGUGCUGCAGACAGGGUUUUGAACCAACUCUUGACAGAGAUGGAUGGAAUGACUGCGAAGAAGACAGUUUUCAUAAUUGGGGCGACGAACAGGCCAGAUAUUAUUGAUCCUGCGUUGCUCAGGCCUGGCCGUCUGGACCAGUUGAUAUAUAUUCCACUACCAGAUGAAGCCUCUCGUCUCCAAAUCUUCAAAUCAUGCUUGCGCAAAUCACCUGUCGCUCGGGAUGUUGACCUUACAGCUCUUGCACGGUACACUCAUGGUUUCAGUGGUGCAGAUAUCACUGAGAUCUGUCAGCGUGCUUGCAAAUAUGCUAUCAGGGAGAACAUUGAGAAGGAUAUUGAGAGGGAGAAGAAGAGGAAUGAAAACCCAGAAGCAAUGGAAGAGGAUGAUGUGGAUGAUGUUCCUGAGAUUAAGGCAGCACAUUUUGAAGAGUCCAUGAAAUUUGCUCGCAGAAGUGUUAGUGAUGCUGAUAUCAGGAAGUAUCAGCUAUUCGCUCAGACUCUCCAGCAAUCUAGAGGCUUUGGAUCAGAGUUUCGGUUCCCGGAUCGCCCUGAGAAUGCCACUGGAACCGGGGCUUCAGAUCCAUUCUCUUCUGCUGCAGCUGGUGGGGAAGAUGACGACUUAUAUGGUUAAACCAAUUUAAGUUGCAUUUACUGCUAUCAUCAUCUGAGACUGACAUAUAAAUUUCCUUCUCAUUAGCAAGAACCAUCCCCUUAUGCCGUCUUUGAAUCUAUUUUUCCCCCUCAACUCUUGAUGCACUCUUUUAUGCUUGAGCUUUAAUUGUAUAACAGUCCAACUUAAAAUUCUCUCUCUAUUUCCGAAAUGAAUGCACUAUUCAAGUUUAGAUGUG